Volvox carteri f. nagariensis is the source of this 2192-nucleotide messenger RNA. RefSeq lists its product as uncharacterized. Lineage: Eukaryota; Viridiplantae; Chlorophyta; Chlorophyceae; Chlamydomonadales; Volvocaceae. The record is from RefSeq and is a predicted model, not a curated record. The coding region runs from base 70 to 1284 and encodes 404 amino acids. Gene Ontology annotation, molecular function: pyridoxal phosphate binding; O-phospho-L-serine:2-oxoglutarate transaminase activity. Gene Ontology annotation, biological process: L-serine biosynthetic process. The transcript is spliced from 3 exons. Gene Ontology annotation, cellular component: chloroplast stroma; cytoplasm.
AGUCGGCAGUGUGUUCUUUGCUGUAAGCUCUUCAGGGACAAUCUUUCCAAGAUUUUAAUUCCGGAAACGAUGCAGCUCCAGCUGAGCAAGCUGACUGCGGGCCGCAGGCCAUCCGGCCGCGCGACUGUCAGCCGCAUUCCGACUGUUCGUGUGACUGCUACUGUUGCGAUGCCGGCGCCAUCAUCGACAGCAGCGCAGCCGCAUGGUCGCGUUUUCAACUUCUCGGCGGGCCCAGCCAUCCUUCCGGUUGACGUCCUGGAGCGCGCUCAAGCGGACCUCGUCAACUGGCAGGGCACCGGUAUGAGUAUUAUGGAGAUGAGCCAUCGCGGGAAGGAGUUUGAGAGUGUUAUUCAGAAGGCGGAGGCCGACCUGCGCGCUCUCCUAAAUAUCCCGUCCAACUACAAGGUGCUUUUCCUCCAAGGCGGGGCCAGCACUCAAUUCUCUAUGAUUCCUCUUAACCUCGCUAAGGCUGGUGAGACUGUGGACUACGUGGUUACGGGUGCCUGGUCCAAGAAGGCGGCGGAGGAGGCGAAGAAGUAUUGCAACGUGAACAUCGCCGCCAAGGGCGAUAACAAGUCGCUACCCCCGGUCUCUGGCUGGAAGCUCACACCGGACUCGCGUUAUGUUCAUUAUUGUGAUAAUGAAACCAUUGGUGGCGUGGAAUUUAAGUCGACACCGGACGUGGGCGACCGGGUACUGGUCAGCGACAUGUCGUCCAACUUCAUCUCGAAGCCGCUCGACGUCUCCAAGUACGGCCUAAUUUACGCCGGCGCCCAGAAGAACGUUGGUCCGGCUGGUGUGACGAUCGUUAUUAUUCGCGAGGAUUUGAUAGGCCACUGCCGCCCCGAGGCGCCCACGAUGCUUGACUACAAGAUCCAUGUUGAGAACGACUCCAUGUACAACACGCCACCGUGCUGGUCUAUCUACAUCUGCGGCCUCGUGUUUGAGAAGUUGCUUAAGCUGGGUGGCCUGGAGGCGAUGCAAAAGCUUAACGAGGAGAAGGCGGCCGUAUUGUACGAUGCCAUUGCCUCUUCCAACGGUUUCUACAGCAGCCCCGUUGACCCAGCGGUGCGUUCUUUGAUGAACGUGCCCUUCACAAUUCCAUCGCAGCCAGACCUGGAGAAGGUGUUUGUCAAGGAGGCGGAGAAGGCCGGCAUGCUCCAGCUUAAGGGGCACCGCUCUGUCGGCGGUAUGCGCGCCUCAAUCUACAACGCCAUGCCGAUUGAGGGCGUUCAGCAGCUGGCUACCUUCAUGAAGGAGUUUGCUGCCAAGCACGCGAAUUAAGAGAAGCAAACGUCCCGACGUGGGAGAUGUACGCUAGAUCUGGCGACGAGGUGAUUGCAACGUACAGCAAUCAGAGCAGAUUCCGGACGCCGUUCCCACCACGCACAUUUGAGCGUCGGUGCUGCUGAGCAGCGAACCCUCCGCUUUACGACCCAUGUUAUUACUUCAACGAAUGAGCCAAGCACGCACCAUAUAUUAGCUGUGAUAGAAGCUGUGCCCGUCAGGUCUGCUUGGUAAUACUAGUGUUUGGGCUGAAUCCCAGGUCGCGAUUGCUUUGGACUGUUGGGGCUAUUUUUUAUGCAGGGUUGCAUGUUACUAUAUCGGUCUGGCUGUGUUGGGUGGUUGUCGCGGAGAGAGGAGCAUGGGCAAGGGGGGUGGAAAUAGGGAAUUACACUAGGAGCGGAAGGCUAACGUCUUUCCCAUGUGUGCAGUCAGGCAUGGAUGCAAGGCCUUGGGUCGGCUUGCAUGUCUUGUGCGUUGUGCUUAGGCCGGGUAGCCAGCAGAAUACCGGCUCCCCGGAGUCGCGGGGCACUUGUGCAGCCCACUUGGAAGUUGUCACAUCCGAGGCCCAACACUGUCCUGGUAGUUGAAUUGACCUCUUUCUUAACCUGCUUGGGAUUGUCCUGACACAUCGCGUUGGAACAUACUCUGUGGACAUGCCGAUCAAGACUAGAUUGGAAUUUGGGCAACAGAACUUCCGCUGAAUAGCGCAGUGAAAAUAAGCCCAUUGCAGUAUAAUAGGUUCUGAGGGUGUUGUGUGAUGUGGAGCUUUUGCCAGGCCUGUGUGUUGAAUGAACCUUUUGCUGGAGAAGGAUGCGCGGUUAUGGCAGAAAGUGGACGAGGACAAAUAGUGUACUUGAUGGUGCCUAUCAUGUGUUCGUUUUAAUUUUGUAACUUUCCCGGUAUCC